Molecule: messenger RNA, 2715 nt
Organism: Peromyscus maniculatus bairdii (prairie deer mouse)
Lineage: Eukaryota; Metazoa; Chordata; Mammalia; Rodentia; Cricetidae
Source: RefSeq, a predicted model, not a curated record
CCUAGCUGGGGUGGUGGGCGGGGCUUGGCGGGGCGGGGUCGAGUUGGCUCCACCCCGGAGGAGUCGCCCCGCCGCGGUCAGAGGAGUUAGGGCCGGAAGUACUGUGGAAAUUGUUUUUCUCUCUCAAAAGUCUCUUCUCACCCCAGCCCUGUGUGAGAUUGUGGUGUGAGCACGUUAAUCGCCGACUUCUCAAACUAAGGCUUUAUGAUAUUGAGAGUGGGCUCCAGACCAGGCCGCACAUUCACCUCCGUCUUUGUGGCCAAACCCAUGGACACCUGCUACUGAACUCUGAGCAUAUUUUGGUCCAGGUUGCCUUGGUGCCUGCCACGUCAUUUUUUUUUUUCUUCUGUGAGUGAUGUAAUAGUAUUGCACCGCGUUCAUGUUGUAAGUACUUUGUGGAGUAUUCGGACUUGCCUAGCAUGUGCAAGGCCUUAGGUUCCAACUCCGGUUCUGGAAGCAAAAAAAAAAAAAAGAAGAAGAAGAAGAAAAGAAAAAAAAAAAGGUAUUGUUUUAAAUAGUAAAGCAUUAAGGUAGGCAUGGUGUCAUAAACCUGCAGUUCCGGUGUCUGAAAUCCCAGCACUUCUGAUGAGGAUCAGAAGUUCAAGGUCAUGCUCAAGUAUAUAGAGUUCAUCUCCUGCCUGGGCUACAUGAGACCCUUGUUCCCAGACAGUACCCCUUCACUCCCCAAAAAGAAAGAUGCAGGGGUGCAAGACAGUAAAGCAUAAUUUUUACUGGAACCUUAAAUUGGGUUUCACAUGCUAGUGACCUCAAAAGUGAUGGUGGCCCGUUAUCUUCAUCUCUGGCAAGCCAAGGAACUCAUCACACCAGCAUCCUGUGGAUGGGAGGAGAUCAUGGCCCGGGCACUAGGGCAAGCAGGAAGAGCCUCAUAGAGGAAGGGGGGAGUCCCCCCCCACCUGGGAGGGGCCCCCGACAGGCUGCUGAAGCUGAGACUGAGGAGGAAGUGAGAGGAGGAGCCUGUGACACUGGGGGCCAGGGCACAAUGGCCCAGGCCCUGGGGGAAGAGCUGGCACUGCCGUCAGAACUACAGGAUGAUUCUAGCUCGCUAGGGUCUGACUCAGAGCUGAGUGGGCCUAGUCCGUAUCGCCAGGCUGACCGUUAUGGCUUCAUUGGGGGCAACUCAGCAGAACCGGGGCCUGGUCACCCCCCUGCAGACCUCAUCCGCCAGCGGGAGAUGAAGUGGGUGGAGAUGACCUCACACUGGGAGAAGACCAUGUCUCGACAAUACAAGAAGGUCAAGAUACAGUGCCGCAAGGGCAUCCCCUCAGCCCUGCGGGCCCGGUGUUGGCCCCUGCUGUGUGGGGCCCGGCUGUGCCAGAAGAACAACCCUGGCACCUAUCAGGAGUUGGCAGGGGCCCCUGGAGACCCGCAGUGGAUGGAGACCAUUGGCAGGGACCUGCACCGCCAGUUCCCUCUGCACGAGAUGUUUGUGUCACCCCAGGGACACGGGCAGCAGGGGCUGCUGCAGGUUCUCAAGGCCUACACCCUGUACCGGCCGGAACAGGGCUAUUGCCAGGCUCAGGGGCCUGUAGCUGCCGUACUGCUUAUGCAUCUGCCCCCAGAGGAAGCCUUCUGGUGCUUGGUGCAGAUCUGCGAGGUCUACCUCCCGGGCUACUAUGGGCCCCACAUGGAGGCAGUGCAGCUGGACGCUGAGGUGUUCAUGGCCCUUCUGCGGCGGCUGCUUCCCCGUGUGCACAAGCACCUGCUGCAGGCAGGCGUUGGGCCCCUGCUCUACCUGCCGGAGUGGUUCCUGUGCCUCUUCACCCGCUCGCUGCCCUUCCCCACGGUGCUGCGCAUCUGGGAUGCCUUCCUCAGUGAGGGUGCCAAGGUCCUCUUCCGCGUGGGGCUGACAUUGAUGCGGCUGGCACUGGGCACUGUGGAGCAGCGCACGGCAUGCCCAGGGCUCUUGGAGACACUGGGGGCCCUUCGAGCCAUCCCCACCACCCAGCUGCAGGAAGAGGCCUUCAUGUCCCAGGUACACAGUGUAGCCCUGUCUGAGCGAGAUCUGCAACGGGAAAUCAGGAUCCAGCUGGCCCAGCUGCCCAAGUCAUCGCCUGGGCCAGCACCUCUGCCACAGGCCCGCCUUCCUGGGGCCCAGGCCAUCUUUGAGUCCCAGCAGCUGGCAGGGGUUCGAGGAAGCACCAAACCUGAGAUACCCCGAAUAGUGGUGCAGCCCCCAGAGGAGCCCAGGCCACCACGGCGCAAGCCACAGACCCGUGGCAAGACUUUCCAUGGGCUCCUGACAAGGGCCCGGGGACCCCCUAUUGAGGGUCCCUCCAGAUCCCACCGAGGCUCCGCCUCUUUCCUGGACACCCGCUUCUGAGUGUACAGUGCACUUCGUGCCACCAUAUCUCAAUCGUCUGAGCAGCCAUGCCAGCCCCAGAAAUGUGCAUUGCACUUCACUUCUGAGCUGUGUGGCUCGCUGAUCCCAGCAAGGGCCACCUGGAGGAGGGGAGUAUCUCCCCACUUUGAGGACUGUGUCAGGCACAAAGAUAAAGGAAGGCCACUGAGUGGAGCUUGGGGGCAGCUAUCUGGUGCCUGCCAUUUCCAGCCUCAAAGCCAGCACUGAAGGAGUGUGGGGGUGAAGUGUCUGGCUGGGAUACAGUACCCCCAUGGGCUUCUUGUUGGGGAUCCUGAAAUAAAGCCUGACUGAGAAGAUACUUGGAUAGAGCUGGAUCAAAUAUUCCUCUUCACUCU